Capsella rubella is the source of this 1029-nucleotide messenger RNA. Its product is annotated as dof zinc finger protein DOF3.2. The record is from RefSeq and is a predicted model, not a curated record. Gene Ontology annotation, molecular function: DNA-binding transcription factor activity; DNA binding. Gene Ontology annotation, biological process: regulation of DNA-templated transcription. Lineage: Eukaryota; Viridiplantae; Streptophyta; Magnoliopsida; Brassicales; Brassicaceae. Bases 110 to 847 code for a protein of 245 amino acids. The transcript has 2 exons.
UUGGCUUUUUCUUUAUCUCUACUCUCUUUUUAUCUCUCUCUCUCUCUCGCUUUAUCUCAUUCUCAAUCUUCUCUACGUUUCAAAGAAAGCUUCAUCAACUAGUUGAGACAUGGAUUAUUCUUCUAUGCACCAGAAUGUGGUGGGAGUAUCUUCUUGUUCAUCACAAGAUUAUCAGAACAACCAGAAGAAACCAUCUCAGGCGACUAGGCCAGCUCCACCGGAGCAAUCACUGAGGUGCCCUCGUUGUGACUCAACCAACACAAAGUUCUGUUACUACAACAACUACAGUCUCUCUCAGCCUCGCUACUUCUGCAAAUCUUGUCGGAGAUAUUGGACCAAAGGAGGCAUUUUAAGAAACAUACCAAUCGGUGGUGCUUACAGGAAACACAAGCGCUCCACUUCAGCAACCAAAAGCCUCAGAACAACCCCUGAACCAACGACGACACACGACGGGAGAACAUUCUCCACAGCGAGUUUCGGCGGUUACAAUAACAACAUUAACAAUGAACAACAGAUGGAUCUUGGAUUAGCAUUUGCCUUGCUUAACAAGCAACCUCUAGGGGUUUCUUCACAUUUAGGGUUCGGAAGCUCUCAGACCCCAAUGAGCAUGGAUGGCAUGUUUGGUACCACAAGCCACCAGAUGCAGAACGCAAGUUAUGCGUUUGGGAAUGGUGGAGGCGGUAUGGAGCAGAUGGCGACAAGUGAUCCGAACAAAGUCUUGUGGGGGUUCCCAUGGCAGAUGAACAUGGGAGGAGGAGGAGGAAGUGGUCAUGUUGAACAGAAUGAUUCAGGGAGAGAGGUUUGGAGCAAUACUGUCAACUACAUUAACACUGGUGCUUUAUUGUAGUCUAUCAACUAUAAUAUAAACCAUUUUCAUUAGUUUUGGGUUUUCUUAGGGUUUGGAUUUGGUCUUCUUGAUUAGAGAAAGAUCAUAUGAGUUUGGGGUUAAUGAUGAAGAGAUAAUAGUUAAGUGUUGCUUUCGUUUAAAGAUUUUCAAUUACUUGGAAAAUGAUAAUUGUGUUUUUUUUU